This is a messenger RNA of Amaranthus tricolor (Joseph's coat), 1002 nucleotides long. RefSeq names its product zinc finger BED domain-containing protein RICESLEEPER 2-like. NCBI's taxonomy places the organism in Eukaryota, Viridiplantae, Streptophyta, Magnoliopsida, Caryophyllales, Amaranthaceae. The record is from RefSeq and is a predicted model, not a curated record. The transcript has 2 exons. Gene Ontology annotation, molecular function: DNA binding. Bases 1 to 1002 code for a protein of 333 amino acids.
AUGACUUGUCCUUACACCAGAGGUGUUAUUGCAAAGGUAAUGAUGGAUUGUUUGUCUCAAUAUUGUUUAGAAAAUAAAAUAUUUGUUAUUGUUGUUGAUAAUGCCACUACUAAUGAUGCAAUGAUGAAGAUUUUAAUGGAUAAGUUUGAGAAAAGGUCUUUGAUGCUUGAGGGUGAUCUUUCGCAUUUGCGUUGUAGUGCUCACAUAUUGAACCUAAUAGUUCAAGAUAGAUUAGGGGUUAUUAGUUCUGCAAUUGAAAAAGUUCGUGAUUGUGUGUCUUUUUGGAUGUCAACUCCUAAAAGAAUUGAAAAUUUUGAGGAGGCUUGUCAUUUUUUGGACUUAGCUAACAUUAAAAGGCAUAGUCUUGAUUGUAAAACAAGAUGGAAUUUAACCUACUUGAUGCUUAAAACUGUUUUGCCGUUUAAAGAUGUGUUUUCAAGGUUAAAGCGAUUGAAUAAAAAGAUGAAUUUUGUUAUUCCUAGUGAUAAGGAUUGGGCUUUAGCUGAGCUUGUUUGUGAUAAGUUAGAAAUUUUUUACAGUACAACUAAUGUUUUUUUUGGAAGAAAGUUUAUCACUAUUAAUCUUUUUCGAAGGGUUUGUGAGAUUAAGCUUGCUAUGGGUAGGUUGUUACAAAGUGAUGUUGAAAUUAUUAGAUUAAUGAUAGAAAAUAUGCUUGAAAUAUUUGACAAGUAUUGGGAUCAUAUGUGUGAACUUUUGGCUAUUGCUACUAUCUUAGAUCCAAGCAAUAAGAUGGAUUCAAGAGUUCGUAGGUGUCUUGAUAAUUUGGUUGUGGAGUAUCAAAGGAAAAGUAAUAUUGUGAAAAAUGUGAAUGAUGUUGGACAAAGUAGGAAACAACAUGCACCAAGUUCUAUAGACGGUGCACAAGAUGAAUUUGCUCAAUCUAAGAGAACUAAGGUUAGAAAGGUGAAUAGGUGUGAAUUGGAUUUUUAUUUAGAGGAAGAACCAUUAUCGGAUGAUGAGGAUUUGGAUGUCCUUUAUUGA